Eimeria tenella is the source of this 423-nucleotide messenger RNA. RefSeq lists its product as uncharacterized. The transcript has a single exon. Lineage: Eukaryota; Apicomplexa; Conoidasida; Eucoccidiorida; Eimeriidae. The coding region runs from base 1 to 423 and encodes 140 amino acids. The record is from RefSeq and is a predicted model, not a curated record.
AUGGCAAAGCCGAAGCACACUCUGUUCGGCGAAUGGAUAAACUCGACAGAGGCGCUGGAUAUUUCAUGUGAGAUUGCCCAGCUGUUGCACGACUAUCGAGCGGUUUUUCCCGAUAACUUACCUAAGGGAUUACCGCCGAAGCGCCCUCAUGAUGACCAUAUUCUACUUGUGCCUGGAAAACUUUCAGCUAAAUCUGCAAUAUACCAUAUGACCCCAGAACAGCUCACAUUCCACAAACAGGAGAUAGCUAAAUUAUCGGACAGCGGUUGGAUCGGACCAACCUAUUCGCCUAUUUGCUCUCCUACUAUCAUGGUGGACAAACGGGAUGAUGGCUCCAGGGAGCGGAAGACGCGUAUGGUUGUCAAUUACCAGGCUCUAAAUGCCGUUACGAUAGCCCCUGAUUUUCAACUACCUCCCAUUUAA